GCCACCAGAAGAUAUUGUUAGUGGCUGUGAACGCAGAAGACGAUCGGAACCGCAAACCCGAAUGCUUUAACACACGACCCAACACGAUACGAGCACAACCUGUAUUCUAAUGGCGACAUUGCAAGUUUCCCAAAUCCCAUUUGCGUCUUCGUCGUCGUCAUCUUCGUCUUCAACCCCAUGUCCUGUAACCUUAUCCCCUCGGAAAUCAAUGGCCUUGACAGCCAAAUUCAACAGUUUCUCCACUCUCUCUCUUCACCAGAGGAGGAGAAGAAGGGCUACCGGAGUUGUUGGGGUUGAAAAGGAAGAAACGGAAGUGCGCACUGAUGCUUCAUCAACCACUACCCAGCAGGAGGGAGCAGACUCAGAAGACUUCGAAUACAUUCGCCAAAUCCAAAGGGUUUUGGGACUUUUGAGGAAAAACCGAGACAUGCUGUUCAGUGAGGUUAAAUUGACAGUAAUGAUAGAGGACCCGAGAGAAGUAGAGAGGAGAAGAAUGCUGGGCAUCGAGGAUCCUGAUGCCCCUACUAGGGAAGAUCUUGUUGAAGCACUGGAACAAGUGAAUGAAGGCAAGGUCCCUGAAAAUCGGGUUGCUUUGAGAAUUCUAGCUGGGGAGAUGAUCAACUGGCCUAAUUUAGAGGUUGAAGCACCAAAGCAAAAGCGUGCCCCUUCCCUAUAUGCAAAAGCCACAGACACUGGUGUUGAUCCUAAAGAGGCUGCAAAGAGACUGAACAUCGAUUGGGAUUCUGCAGCUGAAUUUGAAGAUGCUGAAGUUAAUGAUGAAACAGAAGUUCCCUCUGCUGUGGGUUAUGGAGCACUGUACUUGGUCACGGCUUUUCCUGUCAUCAUUGGUAUAUCUGUAGUAUUAAUUUUAUUUUAUAAUUCUCUCCAGUAGGGAUUUUGCUUUACCAGUUAAUUAGUGUAUAAUCUGUACUUAAGAGUCAGUGAAGAGAAGUUUGUAAAUUGCCAUAAGGAAAUAAUGAAAUGAAAUUGUUACUCCACGGCACAUGUUUAUCUAAAGUACUUAGAAAGGUCAUUUCCACUUGCCAUCUAUUCUGUAUUCAAUUUUUCUAUCUGCAAUCUGAAUGAUUACAUCGUUAUGAAUCAAUACCCAUCAGAAGUGCAGCCAGAGAGUAGAACAGCAAAUCCAAAACCUAUUUUUGUGGCCAGAGAAAGGCUGUGAGAGCAAGGAAGGGAGGACCAAUGAUGGAGAACACAUUGUCAAGAACAAUGUUCUUGGAAAAGUCUGAAUGUGGAUCCUGGGUGUCAUCAGCCAUAAUACAAGAGGAAGAUAGGGUAACCCAUGAAUCUGCACUCUGAUCUGCCACCGGAGUUGAUAGAAGGCAAGCUUGAACGAGAUACAUUUGCCCGUGCCAACAGCAUUUAUAUUGAAGGGGAGGUCUUGAAGAAUGGAUCAGCACCCAGAAAACCAUGAAUCUUCAACCCAUGUAAGGUUUCUUACAUCUUCACCCCCUUCAAUGUCCUUACAAUCACAAACUGCACUUGCGCAGCAGUGAACAAUGGAUCCAAGUCCAACAAUGGUUCUCUGCAUCCCAUUUCGUUUUUAUUGUUUGCAUCAAAAGAAAAAUCUGGAUUCAACAAUUGAGUUUCGUUAGGUCCAUGAAGAAUGGCGCAGAAACCCAACAAAUUAUGUUACACAAAGUGAAUUUCCCACAUUGCUUCAUGUGAUGUGGCCCUACCAACUCUCAUUUCUCGUGUUUCUUAAUGAAUGAAUUCAAUGUGU
Messenger RNA from Rubroshorea leprosula, 1741 nucleotides. The record is from the annotation of a GenBank genome assembly. NCBI's taxonomy places the organism in Eukaryota, Viridiplantae, Streptophyta, Magnoliopsida, Malvales, Dipterocarpaceae.